Molecule: messenger RNA, 2377 nt
Organism: Xylaria bambusicola
Lineage: Eukaryota; Fungi; Ascomycota; Sordariomycetes; Xylariales; Xylariaceae
Product: cytochrome P450
Exons: 6
Coding region: 457-1956 (499 amino acids)
Molecular function (GO): iron ion binding; oxidoreductase activity, acting on paired donors, with incorporation or reduction of molecular oxygen; heme binding
Source: RefSeq, a predicted model, not a curated record
AGAGGGUAUCUCGUAUAGGUUGGCAUAUAUGUACAAUAUGUCUCUGAGCGGGGAGAUGCAGACAGAUACCAUUAUCGGCACCGCUUCGACGUAUGCCCAGUGCUAGGUAUUCCACCCAAACUCUUUGUCAUUCGACAAUUGGGGUAGCAUCGGGAGGUAUCUGAGAGGCCACGCCGGCGGCAAGUUAUACUACACUGCCCUGCUGUAUUGCGUCGACGACGGAGGCUCGGAGCGAAGGAUUCGAUAUCAUCCCCAUCUCUAGUUUAUACGGACUGGACGGCUGCGGUCUUUUUGGCUUCCCGGAUUUUGAGGUGAGCUUUAUAAGUGCUGCACACUACUGCGCUAAGCUUAAAGGUUUCAUUCUUUAUCACAACGUUACUGGCAUCAUCUAUCUUCCAAGACUGCGAGUUGACGUUUAGAGAGAGAAAAAAAAAGCUUGUCAUUCUAGCCAAAGCCAUGGCACCACUUCACCUGGGCAGCCCUGUCAACUUGGCAGCAAUUGGCUUUUCACUUCUUGUUGUAUAUCUGGCUUGUCAGGCCGUUUACAACUAUUUCUUUCAUCCGUUGAGCAAGUAUCCGGGACCUUUCCUCCAUCACAUUUCCUAUCUUCCUCGUGCUCAUAAGUUGAUGCAAGGCCGGCUGGCCUUCUAUGUUGCCGACCUCCACAAGGAUUAUGGUCCAGUUGUUCGUCUCUCCCCGAAUGAGGUCGCAUUCAGUAGCCCUCAGGCUUGGCGUGACAUCUACGGUCACAAGAAAGUCGGCGAGCCAGAAUUUCCCAAGUCAGACCUUUUCUACAAGGUCUUUACGUUCUUACCACUGGCUAUCAUCAAUGCAGGCCGUGAUGAACAUGCGCUGUUGCGACGUCAGCUUUCCCACGGCUUUAGCGACCGAUCAAUGAAGGAACAGGAACCCAUAAUUGGCGGCUAUGUCGACUUACUUGUUCAGCGCAUUCGUGAAAAUCUUGAGAAAGCACCUAAUCAGCCUGUGAACAUGCUUCAAUGGCUGAACUGGACGGCCUUUGACAUUAUUGGAGACCUCGGAUUCGGCGCCGCUGGAGGCUUCGGCUGCUUGGAGGGAAGUAGUUACCAUCCUUGGGUCAAGAUCAUCACGGAUAGCAUGCGACAGAGCGCUUUCAUGCAAGCGCUGUCAAGUGUUGGGCUGCGGGACGCUGUACAAUGGGCAGCCAAGCGAGCCAGCGCUGCUGGACAGAAGCAUCGUGCCAUCAUCCGAGAGAAAGUUGAACAACGACUGACGCUAGGCGCCCCACGUCCCGAUUUCCUCGAAGGGCUAAUCCGCAAAAAAGAGGAACUUGGGCUUGACCUGGGCCGUCUGCAAAUGAAUGCAUCGCUCAUCAUUAUAGCUGGGUCCGAUACGACGUCUACUCUGCUAUGCGGUACUCUUUUCUUCAUCACGACAAAUCCCGAGGUUUUGAAAAAGCUGGUGCACGAGGUGCGCACGACAUUUAAGAGCGACGACGAGAUUACCUUGACAAGCGUCAAUCAACUGACUUACAUGCUUGCUGUGCUAAACGAGGCUCUUCGCGAAUAUCCUCCGGUGACAAUCGGACUUCCAAGAGUAGCGCCCCGGGGAGGUGGUGUGGUCGAUGGCAACGCAGUGCCGGAGGGUACUAUCGUCUCAGUGUUCCAGUGGGCCAUUAACCACGACAAGCGCUUCUGGACGGACCCAUUCAAGUUCGCCCCAGAACGCUUCCUUGGCGACGAACGAUACAAGAAUGACCAAUUGGAUGCCAUGCAGCCGUUUGGUGUCGGGCCGAGAAAUUGCAUUGGCCAGAACCUUGCAUACGCUGAGAUGCGACUAGUCUUAGCUAAGCUGGUCUACAAUUUCGACAUGAGACUUGCUGAUGAGGCGCGUGGCUGGCUAGAUGGCCAGAUGGCGUACACCUCAUGGGUCAAGAGGGAUCUGCCGAUAUACAUGACACUGGCUGCGGGACAGUAAUCUUAAGAAGCCACCUUCAAAUACUCGCCGGUAGGACAAAGCCCAGAUAGCGCAAAGCCCAGUGAGGCGUCCGGGUGAGACAUACGGGGAGAGACAAAUGUCGUGGAACAGAGUGUCACGUGGGGAUGUCGACGUGAGGCGGCUAUUAGCUGUACUCAGUCAAAUCUAGUAGGCCAUCAUUGUAAAGUUAGAUAACCAACUUUCGGAAACAAUAGUGCCUUGAUCUCAACUAUCUUUGCCACGCGUAAAUCAACAAUUUGAGAGUCAAAGUUAUCACGUGGAGCAGCCCUUAGGUAGUAGUUGGCACGUAUGCAAUGCGCCGAUAUCAACAGGCGCAGGCAUCCUACCGUACUUGAGGCACUCCUGCAACUACGCCCAUCAUUGCAUACUUCGUAAGCACCUAGGAUGAUCAAUAGACAGC